Molecule: messenger RNA, 1154 nt
Organism: Elgaria multicarinata webbii
Lineage: Eukaryota; Metazoa; Chordata; Lepidosauria; Squamata; Anguidae
Gene: FAM131A
Product: family with sequence similarity 131 member A
Exons: 6
Coding region: 3-1154 (383 amino acids)
Source: RefSeq, a predicted model, not a curated record
GUAUGCGGUCUGGAGCAAAGGUUUACUACCAUCCUAAAUUGCCCCCGUCGAUUAUGGGCUGUAUUGGCUCCAAAACCACCAUCGUGGCUGUGGACACUACUUUGCACGUGGAGUGGAACGAGGUGAAGUCCCUGCCUGCCCUCUCACCCCUGGGCCACACCCGGACCUCACUGGUGCGCAGGCUGGUUCGCCAAAGCUCUGUGGACAGCCAGGAUUUUCUCGAGGUAAAUGUUGAAGACACUGUCGAAAUGUUACCCAAGUCCCGGCGAGCGCUCACCAUUCAAGAGAUUGCGGCUCUCGCACGGUCCUCCCUGCACGGCAUUUCGCAGGUGGUGAAGGAUCAUGUGACGAAGCCCACGGCCAUGGCCCAAGGCAGGGUUGCCCACCUCAUUGAGUGGAAGGGGUGGUGCAAGCCCGUGGAUUCCCCGGUGGCUCUGGAAAGCACGUUCAACUCCUACUCGGACCUCAGCGAAGGAGAGCAGGAGGCCAGGUUUGCUGCAGGUGUAGCUGAGCAAUUUGCUAUCGCCGAAGCCAAGCUGAGAGCCUGGUCUUCGGUGGAUGGCGAUGACUCCAACGACGAAUCCUAUGAUGAGGAUUUUGCCACUCCCACCGACACAACUCAGCCAGCUGAUGCAGUGAACCAGCUCCCACCCGGCACUUUGCUGAAAGGUUUCCUGCACAGCCGCUUGUGCCAGCUGAGCGCCCGGCAAGGCUCCUGCGACCCCGAGAGCGACUCCUCCCAGACCACCAUCUCUCCGGAGACUUUGUGCUCCAGCCUCUGCAGCCUGGAGGACAGCCUUCUUCUCAAGGAGCUGGGCUCACCAUCGGAACUGGCCGCCAAGCUGCUGGGCUCUGUGUCCGGCGGGGAAGAGGUGCUCCUUUCCACGUUGCCCACACAGACAGCCGGAGAAUGUGCCUUCCGGAGCUUGGCACAGCUCGAGUGCCAGGACUCCAUGUACUCCAUGUCGUUCACCGAGUCCUGCCUCUCGCCCACGGAGGACGAGGGGAUCCCGUGCAAGGACUACAAAGUCCACGGGGACAGCUGCCAGGUCCGGAGGAAAGUGUCCGACGUGGCCUCCUCAGGCGUGGUGUCGCUUGAUGACAACGAAGAAGAGGAGGAGGAGGAGGUGGGGGACAAGCAAGAGGAGCAGUGA